AGUGACUCACUAGAACAAAUACAGGAGUGAUUUCACUCUACCAAUAUGAAGAAAAGUGCUCCUCUCUUUUCGUGUAUCAUCUUCCUGACUCUGACUGGAGUUCAAGGAAUCCCAGCAAUAAGGAAUGGACGCUGUUCCUGCAUCAACACCAGCCAAGGGAUGAUCCACCCAAAAUCCAUAAAGGACCUUAAACAAUUUGCUCCAAGCCCUACUUGUGAGAAAAUUGAAAUCAUCGCUACAAUGAAGAAUGGGGCUCAAGUCUGCCUAAACCCAGAUUUACCAGAAGUGAAAGAACUGAUUAAAGAGUGGGAGAAACAGGUCAACCAAAAGAAAAAGCAAAGGAAAGGGAAAAAAUAUAAAAAAACCAAGAAAGUUCCAAAAGUUAAAAGAUCUCAACGUCCUUCUCAAAAGAAGACUACAUGAGCUCCCACUUCAC
Molecule: messenger RNA, 436 nt
Organism: Budorcas taxicolor (takin)
Lineage: Eukaryota; Metazoa; Chordata; Mammalia; Artiodactyla; Bovidae
Gene: CXCL9
Product: C-X-C motif chemokine ligand 9
Exons: 4
Coding region: 46-423 (125 amino acids)
Biological process (GO): antimicrobial humoral immune response mediated by antimicrobial peptide; inflammatory response; cellular response to lipopolysaccharide
Cellular component (GO): extracellular region
Molecular function (GO): CXCR chemokine receptor binding; chemokine activity
Source: RefSeq, a predicted model, not a curated record